Molecule: messenger RNA, 1227 nt
Organism: Candidozyma pseudohaemuli
Lineage: Eukaryota; Fungi; Ascomycota; Pichiomycetes; Serinales; Metschnikowiaceae
Exons: 1
Coding region: 1-1227 (408 amino acids)
Source: RefSeq, a predicted model, not a curated record
AUGUCUUGCCGUCGAAACUUCACUUUUCCUUUCAAACUUAAAAACAGAUACGACUACUUGCCUUGGCUUCAUGGGACUUUGGAGGAGGUGAGUCGUAUUCUCGGGCAAGACGAAUUCAAUUACAUUCUUCACUACCUCAUUGAUGGAGAAGAGGCUGCUAAGGAAAGUUUGCCCAAAGAGUACAGUUCAGAAAAGAUAUCAUGGAUCAUUCACCACUGUGUUCAAGUAGUCGGUGCGCUUAUUUCUUCUGGCAUCAGCAAUGGACUUCGUUCCUUGAUACGUGGUUGCCUGUCAGAUAUGGAAAAGUGGAGACAGAUGCACCAAACGGGUUUCAGAUUUCGUGUUUCACUGUUCGUUGAGUAUAUCUGUAAGUGGGCUGAUCAGCUUGCUGUUAAUGCUUGGAGUGGUAAGCUGAACCUGCGGGAAACGAUGAAGUAUUUGGCUGCAAAUUGUUUCACCAAUGAGGAGCACUAUUUCAUGAUGUUCUUCAAUUCCCCAAAAGUUAGAUCUUCUGAAACUCUUCAGAAAUCGUUAAUUGCGGAAUAUUUCAAUAGUUUGGGCGUCGAGGAGAUCAACCUUGCGGACCGAGUCACCCCACUGUUUGCGUCAACCAGGUUGUUUCUAGAUGCUUUGCAUGCGAGAUACAGAUACAAGGAAAGAUGCACCCACUGCUGGAAAAUAGGCCAUGGAAAAGAGCAUUGUUGGGUGAAGUAUCCACAUUUGAGGCCCAGGCCGGUUUUGAAGCGAAGGGCAAAUGACCAAGGCAGAAAAUGCUCAAAGAGACAGAAAAAGAGAAAGAGCUCCAGUCCCAAGAAACAAACAUUAAAUGUUGAUCUUGAUGGGUCUAAAUGUCCCCUGAAACCCACGUUUUACUGGUCUACUCGCUCGACACGCCAUGCUGUCAAAGACCGAAACUUACUCUAUGACUUUGUGAGAAACCGCCAGGUCUUGAAGGAUGCCUUUGGCAAUAGGACAAUUUCAGAGGGGUACGGAAAACUCAGUGGCAUUGCUGCAAACGGACAACGGAUCGUUUUGGAGAAAGUGUUUUAUUUGAAAAAUACUCCUGCCAAUGUCAUUGCCGCAAAUUAUCCAAUUGCACAAUUUGCAGUUAACUACAGUGUACCUGAUCAAGCCUUGACGGACCACAAAGGUAGGAGACUCAACACUUUGGAAUCGGACAGGAUUGCCUUGCAGCUCCACAGCUGCUUACAGGUUGCCGAGGCUUGA